This is a messenger RNA of Entamoeba invadens IP1, 840 nucleotides long. RefSeq names its product tyrosine protein kinase TXK, putative. The record is from RefSeq and is a predicted model, not a curated record. The coding region runs from base 1 to 840 and encodes 279 amino acids. Gene Ontology annotation, molecular function: ATP binding; protein kinase activity. NCBI's taxonomy places the organism in Eukaryota, Evosea, Mastigamoebida, Endamoebidae. The transcript has a single exon. Gene Ontology annotation, biological process: protein phosphorylation.
AUGAAGGGAAUUACACAACAAUCGACAAGAAUAGACCCGGACGUGUUAAUUGAAGACAAGAAACUUGGGGAAGGAUCGUUUGGCGUUGUCUAUAAAGGAAGUUAUUUAGGAAAUGUUGUUGCUAUUAAAAAGAUGAAAAAUUCGACUUUUGAUGAAAAGGCGUUUGAUGAAUUUGAGAAAGAAGUUUCAAUGUUGGACAAAUUUCGAAGUGAGUAUAUCGUCCACUUCUAUGGAGCUGUCUUUAUACCAAAUAAAAUAUGUAUGGUCACCGAAUUUGCACAAUAUGGCAGUCUACAGGACUUGAUGAAACACAAAAAGAGUGAAGAAGUUGAUAUGAAAAUUCGAGUUAAAAUGAUGAUUGAUGGAGCUAGAGGUGUAUUGUAUUUACAUGAGAACGGGAUACUACACAGAGACAUCAAACCAGACAACAUUCUUGUUAUUUCACUUGACUUGAAUGAGAAGGUCAAUGCUAAAUUGACAGAUUUUGGAAGUGCUAGAAAUGUCAACAUGUUGAUGACUAACAUGACUUUCACAAAGGGUAUUGGAACACCAGUGUAUAUGGCUCCUGAAGUAUUAAAUCAAGAGAAGUAUAAGAAGGAAGCGGAUAUCUUCUCAUUUGGAGUAACUUUGUAUGAAGUCUUUGGGUGGUCUGAGGCUUAUCAAAAUGAUAUAUUCAAAUUUCCAUGGAAAAUCGCGGAGUUUGUUAUAGAGGGAAAACGUCUUGAGAGAAAAGAAGAAGUUCCAGAACGGUUGUACAGAGUGAUUGAAACGUGUUGGAAACAAAAACCAGUUGAAAGAAUUGAAAUUGGAGAACUUGUGAAUAUAUUAUCGCAACAAUGA